AUGGCGGGAAAGGUGCGGGCAGCGUUUCAGGAGCUGUCGCCGAAACGUGACGGAUUGGUGCCAUGGAGUCGACUGGAAGACUUCUUCCAUAAGCUGGAAGUGGAGCCCAAGGCCAUCAAAGUUUGUGAGUUUCUGGUGGAUGACUAUGGCAUCAUAGACACCAGCAAGCUGUUUGCCUGGCUCUACGACGGCAUGGCCGUGGACUACGAGGAAGGUCUACGUCUGCACUAUGGCGUACCAGCUUCCAGAUGGUGCGUGACCCGUGACGAUUUCGGGCAGUUUUUGGAGGAGGUCAUGCGGAGACACGAGGAUGGAAGGAUCCAAAAUCGUCCCGACCCACGGACCGAGGAGCCAAAUCCCUUCCACGAUGACAUGGACAUUGGGCCCAACAUGCACGCAGUGAAUCUGGAUGUGAUCAAGCCCAGAACGGCCUUGGCUGGGGGGAUGUCCUGGGCCUUGAUGCUGAACCCCAGUGGCCUUCACUCGGACUUCUUCUUCGUGACCCACUCGUGGAAGGAAGGUGUCUACGAGUUCAGUCGCAAGGUGCUAAACCACUGGCAGAACGAGGCGCUGUCCAUGUGGUGUUGCUUCUUAGCGAAUCCGCAGACGUGGCAGCGACAGGACUUGAACCAGCUCUUAGGCGAACGAUUUGAUCUCAUGGACUCUCCCUUCAUGCAGGCCCUGGCUGAUGAACGACUUCAUUCCUUUGUGGUGGUCCCCAACGUCACUGAGAGCCUUUACUGCCGCCUUUGGUGUGUGGCCGAACUUUGGAAGGCCAUGGAGGUUCAAAAGAUGCGGGGCCAACAGAUGAUCCACGUCGCGAAGGAUGCAGUGAAGCACACGCACAAGGCUCGGCCCAGUGAGACCAUUGCCGCCAUGAUCCACGGCGCCAGCUGCUCGGAUGAGAAUGAUGAGAAGCGCAUCCGCGCCUAUAUCUCCGGAAAUGAGAUCCACAUCCAGGACAUGAUCAAAUCUUUGGCGUCGAAGAAGAAAGGACACCGCUGGACAGAUGAUGCCCCCCCGCCGGUACCUAUUGUGCCAGUCGCUAGAGGAGACUGGCACGCUGCAACCGUCAGUAGCUUCACUCCGACAGAACCCGUCACUCUGGUGGCCACUCGAGUUGAAGAACCGAUGGUGAGGGCUCACGAAGUCGAUGACCGGAAGCGACACGAGUCCGCAAUGCGGUCCAGCUUGGAGAAGGAGGAGUGUCGCUUCGUUGCGGAGAUCGGUCAUAGCGAUGAGGAGGAGCGUCGCGAAGCCGUUGAGAUCGACCAGCGUCGCGAGGAGGUAAGACAUGCACUGGAAAAUCGCAUCCGCGAGAUUCGCAAGGAGGUGGAAGUCCGAAGGUUGGAAGAAUCGGAAGUGGAAAAGAUGCUGAUGCUGAAGGUGGAGCGUCUAGAGUUAUCCUUAGAAGACCGUCGCCGCAGCAUCCUGGAACGAACCAGCAGAGAACAUGAACGAGAAGAAGCGCUGUCGAAGUACUUGCGGUUGCUGGAGGAUGCCGAAGUGAAGGACCUGGAGCAUGAGAUUCGUCAGCGGCGACACUCCGCCGUCCUGAAGGAGGAGAAGUUGCAGCAGCAGCUGGCAGGCUUGGCGGCUGAACCCUUGGAUGAGGCUGUUGAGCUUGAGGCAGAGCGUGACAAGAUUGAAGAACGUUUGCAGCAACAGACCAUCUUGAGGCGUCAAUUGGAAAGCCUGGAAAAGACCGAAGGAAAGGACAGUGUUCGAAGGCACCUCGUGGCCAUGAAACAAGCCGAGAUGGUAGAGCUGCACAAAGAGAUUGAGCUGCAUCGCCGUGAAGAUGAAGAAAAAGAGCAACCCAUGCGCCAAAGACUCAAGGAGCUGCAUGAAGAUUGGGAGCAUUUCCGAGCAGAGUCGGAGUCCAAACGUCAAGCGUUUGAAGACCAGGAGGAGCAGAUCCUCUGUGAGAUUGAGACUCUCCAGAGCCAGGAGGCGGAAAGGGAAGAAAGGGAAGAAAGGGAAAGGGACGAAGCAGCACGCCACAAGAAGCGUGCAAGCAAGUCCCGCCACGCGCGUGAACAGCGCCAAGCCGUUCGUGUGGAAGGUGUUGUGCAGGCCAGUCGUGACGAGAGCCACGAGAGCCAGGUGGUCACUCCUGUGAUUUCCCGAUCUUCGUUGCAGGAGGAGCUUUCCAGCCCUCGCAGCGGCCGUGGCUCAUCUCCUUCGGAGGGCGAUGCUACCCCGGUGAUGCUGGUCCCCAUGGUGCAGAGCUUUGGUGUUAGUCUGGAACUCGAAGAAGAAGAGGGCGACGAUGACGACGAUUUGCUGUUCAUCUAGGCGGAAAGCAAGCAAGGAGGUCAUGGUUUUAACCAUGAAAACAUGAUUU
This is a messenger RNA of Cladocopium goreaui, 2347 nucleotides long. The record is from the annotation of a GenBank genome assembly. NCBI's taxonomy places the organism in Eukaryota, Dinophyceae, Suessiales, Symbiodiniaceae.